Umbelopsis ramanniana AG is the source of this 1674-nucleotide messenger RNA. RefSeq lists its product as uncharacterized. Gene Ontology annotation, molecular function: monosaccharide binding; carbohydrate derivative binding; glucose-6-phosphate isomerase activity. The record is from RefSeq and is a predicted model, not a curated record. The transcript has 3 exons. The coding region runs from base 1 to 1674 and encodes 557 amino acids. Gene Ontology annotation, cellular component: cytosol. Lineage: Eukaryota; Fungi; Mucoromycota; Umbelopsidomycetes; Umbelopsidales; Umbelopsidaceae. Gene Ontology annotation, biological process: gluconeogenesis; glycolytic process; glucose 6-phosphate metabolic process.
AUGGUUCUUGCUAACAAGCUCUCUACAUGGCAAACACUGCAACAGCAGUACGAGACCGAAGGAAAGUCUUUGGUCAUGAAGGAUCUCUUCGCUAAGGAUCCCUCCCGAUUUGAGAAGUUCUCUAGAAGCUUCAAGACCUCCAACUCGUCCAUUUUGUUGGAUUUCUCAAAGAACAUCAUCACUGAUGAUAUUUUCAAGAACUUGAUUGCUUUGGCUAAGGAGGCCAAGGUUGCUGAGAUGCGUGAUAAGAUGUUCAGCGGUGAACACAUCAACUUCACUGAAGACCGUGCUGUUUUGCACACUGCCUUGCGCAACUUGUCCAACACCCCUAUCUAUGACAACGGAGAGGACGUCAUGCCUGAAGUCAACGCUGUUCUGGAACAGAUGAAGCAGACUUCAGAGGCUAUCCGCAACGGAACCUGGAAGGGCUACACUGGCAAGGCUAUCACUGAUAUUGUCAACAUUGGUAUUGGUGGUUCUGACUUGGGUCCUGUCAUGGUCACCGAGGCUCUCAAGCCCUAUGCCAAGGAGGGUCUCCAUGCCCACUUUGUUUCCAACAUUGAUGGAACCCACUUGGCUGAGGUUCUCAAGGUUGUCAACCCUGAAACCACCUUGUUCAUUAUUGCCUCCAAGACUUUCACCACACAAGAAACCAUCACCAAUGCUGUCUCUGCUAAGGACUGGUUCCUCUCUUUUGCUAAGGAGCAAUCUCAUGUUGCUAAGCACUUUGUUGCUCUCUCCACCAAUGAGCAAGCCGUUUCUGCCUUUGGUAUCGACACUAAGAACAUGUUCCGCUUCUGGGACUGGGUUGGUGGACGUUACUCUCUAUGGUCCGCUAUUGGCUUGUCCAUUGCCAUCUAUAUUGGCUUUGACAACUUCCAUCAAUUGCUCCUAGGUGCUCACGAAAUGGAUAACCACUUCAAGACUGCUCCUUUGGAAGAGAACUUGCCCGUCAUCAUGGGUGUCUUGGGUGUCUGGUACAACAACUUCUUCAAUGCCCAGACCCAAGCCAUUCUUCCCUAUGACCAAUAUAUGCACCGUUUCUCCGCAUACUUCCAACAGGGCGAUAUGGAGUCCAAUGGUAAAUAUGUCUCUCGCUCUGGUGAGCAAGUCCAGACCUCUACUGGUCCUAUUAUCUGGGGUGAGCCCGGUACCAACGGUCAGCACGCUUUCUAUCAACUCAUUCACCAAGGUACCAAGUUGAUUCCUUGCGAUUUCCUUGCUCCUGUGGAGACCCAAAACCCCAUCUCUGGUGGAAAGCACCACGAUAUUCUCUUGUCCAACUUCUUUGCUCAGACCGAGGCCUUGAUGGUCGGUAAGGACGAACAAGCCGUCCGUGCUGAACUUAAAAAUGACAAGUCGAUCAAGUCCCAAGAACAAUUUGAGAGCAUCGUCCCACACAAGAUCUUCCAGGGUAACCGACCCACCAACUCUCUUUUCUUCCAGAAGCUUACCCCUGCCACUCUCGGAUCUUUGGUUGCUUUGUACGAACACAAGAUCUUCACCCAGGGUGUCAUCUGGGAUAUCAACUCCUUCGACCAAUGGGGUGUUGAACUCGGUAAGCAAUUGGCUAAGGCUAUUUUGCCUGAACUUACUGGUGCAGGUGAGGUCAAGUCACAUGAUGCCUCCACCAAUGGUCUCAUCAACUACUACAAGGCCCACAAGAAGAAUUGA